Molecule: messenger RNA, 3613 nt
Organism: Columba livia (rock pigeon)
Lineage: Eukaryota; Metazoa; Chordata; Aves; Columbiformes; Columbidae
Gene: ICAM1
Product: intercellular adhesion molecule 1
Exons: 7
Coding region: 1033-2667 (544 amino acids)
Biological process (GO): cell-cell adhesion
Cellular component (GO): plasma membrane
Molecular function (GO): integrin binding
Source: RefSeq, a predicted model, not a curated record
CCCCGGGUUGGGGACACAGGGAGGGGACCCUCCGGUCACCUCCCAGCCGGUGGCACCGGGCGGUGACCCCUCGGCAGCUGGGACGGGGCAGGAGAAUCGCCCCAUCCGGGGCAAUAAUGCGGAACUGCCCCAUAUCGGGGUAGCAGGGCCGGUGUGGGGCAGGACCCCCUGCGCCCCCCCCGAACCCCCCCUCGACCCCGGGGUCGCUGCUGCCCGGGGAAACCCGGCCCCCAAGUCCCCGCGGCACCGGAAUUCCCCCGGGGCCGGGACGGGAGGGGCCGGGCUCUUAAAACACCGCCCGGGGCGGGACCAACCGACCCGCGGACGGACGGACGGACGGACGGACGGACGGAGCGUGCGGUGCGCGCCGAGCCGGUGAGCGCGGGAUCGGACCGAGCGGACCCGGGGAUCGGACCGAGCGGACCCGGGAUUGGACCGAGCGGAUCCGGGAUCGGACCGAGCGGACCCGGGAUCGGACCGAGCGGAUCCGGGAUCGGACCGAGCGGACCCGGGAUCGGACCGAGCGGACCCGGGGAUCGGACCGAGCGGACCCGGGGAUCGGACCGAGCGGGCCCGGGAAAUCGAACCCCGGGAGAUCGGACCGAGCGGACCCGGGAGAUCGAGCCGAGCGGACCCGGGAGAUCGAGCCGAGCGGACCCGGGAGAUCGGACCGAGCGGACCCGGGAGAUCGGACCGAGUGGACCCGGGAGAUCGGACCGAGUGGACCCGGGAGAUCAGACCGAGCGGACCCGGGAGAUUGAACCGAGCGGUCCCGGUGCUCACGGGAGAGACUGAACCGACUGAUCCCGGGGAGUCUGAACGGAUCCAUCCCGGUGCUCCCGGGCACCCUGAACCGACCGAUCCUGAGAGGCUGAAAUUGACCCUGCCCGGUGCUCCCGGAGCCCCUGACCGGAGCCUUCCCGGGGCUCCCGGGGGAGCCGGAACCGACCGACCCCGGGGGAGCCGGAACCGACCGACCCGGGGAAGCCCGACCGGCCCCGUCCCGGCGCUCCCGACCCCCCCAAGUGCCCUAUGGACCCCGCGGUGCUGCCGCUGCUCCUGUGCGCCCUGGGGGCCACCGCAGGGCGGGCGGGCGCCUCGUUGGCGUUGUCGGUGGAGCCGGCGAUGCCGGCGGUGGAGCACGGGGGGUCGCUGCUGCUGACGCUGCGCAGCACGUGCCAGGACCCCAGCGGCACCGGCAACGUGGAGACGUCGGCGCUGAAGCGGCUGGUGAAGGCGACGCCGGAGGAGACGGUGGUGGAGCUGCUCAACGUCACCGAGUGGAACUCCAGCGUCCUCUGCUUCUACCGCUGCCACGGCCGCAGGGAGGUGGUGACCACCAAAAUCACCGUCUACCGCGCUCCGGAUCCGCCGGUGCUGGAGCCGGUGCCGCCGCUGGCCGUGGGCGCCGCCCACGAGCUGGCGUGCGUGGUGUCCGGCGCGGCGCCGCUGCGGUUGCUGACGGUGACGCUGCGGCGCGGCGCCGAGACGCUGCGCACCGAAACCUUCGCGCGGCACGGGCGCGACGAACCGGCGGCCGUGCGGGUGACGCACCGGCUGACCGCGCGGCGCGGGGACCACGGCCACAACGUCACCUGCCAGGCGCUGCUCGACCUGUCCCCCUACAACCACUCGCGCUUCACCAGCACCUCCAACCCGCAACAACUCUCCGUUUACGAGUUCCCGGAGGAUCCGGUGAUGGAGCCGCAGAUCUACCUGGAGACCGGCGAAGCGGCCAACGCCAGCUGCGCCGUCACCGGCGUCUUCCCGGCGGCGCAGUUCAAGCUGGCGCUCGCCGACCGCCCCCUGCCGCUCGCCAUCAGCCGCGACGGCCACCGCGCCACCGCCGAGCUGGCCCCUACCCACGCGGGCGCAUUCACUCUGGUUUGCGCCGUGACCGUGGGACCCAUGGAGCGGCGGACGGAGGCGACCGUCCACGUCUACCGUUUCCCCCCGCCGCAGCUGGACGUCGGCAGCGCCAGCGCGCUGGCCGGCACGGCGCUGGGCGGGCGCUGCGUUUUGGCGCCCGGUCACUCGGCGGAGAUCCGGCUGCGCGUCCGCGCCGGCCGCCGCGUGCUGGCGGAGUGGGGCCCGGCGCCGCUGGCCUUCGCCAUGACGGCGCGCGAGGAGGAUGAUGGGCUGGAGCUGAGCUGCGACGCCAAACUCCCCGUGGGCGGCAAAGCGCCCAAGAGCAGCGCGCCCGUGCGGCUCAACGUCACCGCCGCUCCCCGCAUGGACAACAAGAGCUGCCCCCCCCAGCAGAACUGGACGGAGGGGCAGGAUGAGACCCUGCAGUGCUGGGCGCGGGGGAACCCCCGCCCUGAGGUGACGUGUACCAAAGAGGGGGAGCUGUUCCCCCCCGGUGUGCCGCAGCCGGUCACCCGCGCCCACGCCGGCACCUACCGCUGCCUCGCCACCAACCCGCUGGGGACAGACAGCCGGGAUGUCACCGUGGGGGUGGACGCCCAUGACCCCAUCGUGCUGCCGUGGGUGCUGGUGGCGCUGGUGGGGGCCGCCCUGCUGGCGGCCGCCGCGGGGGGCUACGGCAUCUACUACCGGCAGAAAAAGAUCCGGCACUACCGGCUGCGGCAGCGGCAGGAGCUGGAGCGGCUGCGCUCGGAGGCGCCGGCCGCGCUCAACGGCUCGGCGCGGGAGCCUCAAGCGUAACCGGGGGGAGCCCACGGCACCGGGAGGCGGGGGGGAGCAGCAGCCCCCUGCCCAUCCACCUCACCACCUCUCAGUGACAUUGGGGACCGAAUGGUGGCCGCGGUGGCGAGCUGGUGCUUGUUGGUGGAGGUGGCGGCUCCCAUAGGGAUGCGGUUGAGAUGCUGGCGAGGGGGAGGUGCUGACCUCAGCGCACAACCAGGACUCGAACCCGUAACCCCUGAUUGAUCGGGGCGCCUGCUGGGAAUGGGACGUGGGGACCCAGCGCAGCCGGGAUUCGAACCCUCAAUCCCUGAUUGAUCGGGGCGCCUGCUGGGAAUGGGACGUGGGGACCCAGCGCAGCCGGGAUUCGAACCCGCAAUCCCUGAUUGAUCGGGGCGCCUGCUGGGAAUGGGACGAAGGGACUCAGAGCAGCCGGGAAUCGAACCCUCAACCCCUGAGUGAUCGCGGCGCCUGCUGGGACGCGGACGCGGGGACUCAGCGCAGCCGGGACUCGAACCCGAAGCCUCCGGGUGACGAAGCCACUUCCCACCCAGGGCCCCUUGCGCACCUGCCGCAGGUGGGACUCGAACCCACGAUCUCCGGUUUCCGGGGCCAGCGCUGGGAAGCUCCGUUGCUCACCGAACUUUGUCCCCUGGGAGACGCGGAGCCGGCGUUGGGGUGACACCAGGAUUUGGGGACCCCAAAGGAGUUGAACCCCGGGGUUUCGGUGCUGGGGGGGCCAUGGUCCCCUGGUGCGGUGACGCCAGGAUUGGGGGCCCCAGAGAAGCUGAACCCCGGGGUUUCGGUGCUGGGGGGGCCAUAGUCCCCUGGUGCGGUGACACCAGGAUUGGGGACCCCAAAGGAGCCGAACCCCGGGGUUUUGGUGCCGGGGGGGCACCGCGGAGCUGGAAGAUGCUGUCACCAUAUGUCUCUGCAAUAAAAGCCGUUGGCGGCAGCUGCACCACAA